Pteronotus mesoamericanus is the source of this 780-nucleotide messenger RNA. It is a transcript of the gene GFRA4, whose product is annotated as GDNF family receptor alpha 4. The transcript is spliced from 6 exons. Gene Ontology annotation, cellular component: external side of plasma membrane; signaling receptor complex. Lineage: Eukaryota; Metazoa; Chordata; Mammalia; Chiroptera; Mormoopidae. Gene Ontology annotation, molecular function: glial cell-derived neurotrophic factor receptor activity. Bases 1 to 780 code for a protein of 259 amino acids. The record is from RefSeq and is a predicted model, not a curated record. Gene Ontology annotation, biological process: nervous system development.
AUGGCCCCCAAAAGAGGGUCUCCGAGCUCGGACGCACGGAACCGAUGCGUGGACGCGGCCGAGGCGUGUACAGCAGAUGAGCAGUGUCAGCAGCUGCGCACCGAGUACGUGGCGCAGUGCCUGGGUCGGACCGCGUCGGGGGGUUGCCCCCGCACCCGAUGCCACCGCGCCCUGCGCCGUUUCUUCGCCCACGGGUCGCCUGCGCUCACCCACGCGCUACUCUUUUGCCCGUGCUUUGAUCCUGUGUGUGCCGAGCGCCGGCGCCAGACCUUCGUGCCCGCCUGCGCCUUCUCCUGGCCGGGGCCAGCGCCGCCCUCCUGCCUCGAGUCCUUAGACGCCUGCGAGCACAGCAGGGUCUGCAGGCCCCGCCUCUUGGCCUUCCAGGCUUCCUGUGCACCCGCCCCCAGUGGCCCCGACGGCUGCCCGCGAGACCAAGCCCCACGCUGCUUGCGCGCCUAUGCGGGCCUCGUGGGCACCGCUGUCACCCCCAACUACGUGGACAACGCGAGCGCGCGCGUGGAGCCCUGGUGCAACUGUGGAGCCAGCGGAAACCGGCGGGAGGAGUGCGAAGCUUUCCGGGAGCUCUUUACAAGGAACCAAUGCUUGGAUGGCGCCAUACAGGCCUUUGACAGCGGGCGGCCCUCAGUCAUGCAGGACCAUCAAAACCCCCGCCAGGACCUUGGGCAUGGCCUCCUGCAGGCGUCCUCCACAGAUGGGCCCCUAAAGGAGUGCUCCCUGCUCUCCCUGCUCCCUGCCCUGGCUCUCCAGCCUCUGCUCUGA